UCCUGCUGUCCUGCUAUAGACAUCCUUUCCUUCGUUAUCUUUAUAUCCUCCCGUUCGUCUUUCCCUUCACAGCAACACGUUGCACAAGGGGCGCGGACGGUCUACUUCAUUCCCGUGUUCUGUACAACCUCCCUCAACAAUGUCCCGCCCUCCAGCACCAAACUCUUAUAAUGCACCGUACGCACCGCCGCCAGAUCCUCGGGACCCCUUCUCUACCCCCAGCGGUCAGCCUCAGGGGCAGCGUUACUACGACGACGACGCGAGUCAAAAUGGUGCUUACUACGACCAAAGCGCUCCGUACGAUUCAUAUGCCCAACCGCGCGACGGCGAUUCCGUCAGCGAAGCCGAUGUGUACGGACAGCGCUAUACUCCGUCAGCGGAGUCGCUGAUGCCGCCACGCAUGGCGACGUCGGAAAGCUCAACACAGACCUUCACAGAUUACGUCCCGCAAGGCGCGCGUGAACCUUACCCGGCAUGGUCUCCAGGACGUCAAAUUCCCUUAUCCAAGGAAGAGAUCGAAGACAUAUUCCUCGACCUUACGCAGAAGUUUGGUUUCCAGCGUGAUUCGAUGCGCAAUAUGUUCGAUUUUCUGAUGACGCAACUUGAUUCUCGUGCCAGUCGAAUGUCCCCGAACCAGGCGCUGCUCACCCUCCACGCCGACUACAUCGGAGGCCAACACGCAAACUAUCGAAAGUGGUAUUUCGCUGCUCAGCUCGACCUAGACGAUGCUGUCGGCAGCUCGCAGAACCCCAGCACCCUCACCCGUAUGCGUAGCAUGCGAGGUGGUGGGCCGACUCGCAGUCAACCCAAAACGGCCAGCGAAAAGAGCUUGCACACCGCGCUCAACCGCUGGCGUGAGGCUAUGAACGCCAUGUCCCAAUAUGACAGGCUGCGACAGCUCGCCUUGUUCUUGCUCUGCUGGGGUGAAGCUGCCCACGUACGGUUCGUCGCGGAAUGCUUGUGCUUCAUUUUCAAGUGCGCGGAUGACUAUUACCGAUCGCCCGAGUGCCAGAAUCGCGUUGAACCUGUCCCUGAAGGCUUGUAUCUCCGUGCUGUCGUCAAGCCGCUGUACCGCUUCUUCAGGGAUCAAGGGUACGAGGUCGUUGAAGGCAAGUUCGUUAGGAAGGAAAAGGACCAUGAGCACAUCAUCGGUUAUGAUGAUGUCAAUCAGCUUUUCUGGUACCCGGAAGGGAUUGCUCGCAUCGUGCUCACCGACAAGACACGACUGGUUGAUCUGCCACCCGCCAAGCGCUUCAUGAAGUUUGAUAAAAUCGAUUGGAACCGUGUAUUCUUCAAGACUUUCUACGAGAAGCGUUCGUUCCUUCAAUUACUUGUCGACUUCAACCGCAUAUGGGUUAUCCAUAUCUCUCUCUUCUGGUAUUAUACCGCCUACAAUGCGCCUACCAUCUACGCACAACCAGGCACUACAACCCCUACCGCACCUAUGACCUGGUCAUGCACCGCCCUGGGUGGUGCAGUUUCGACGAUCAUUAUGAUACUUGCGACGCUGGCCGAAUUCUCUUUCAUACCCACAACAUGGAACAACACCUCGCAUCUUACCCGUCGCCUCCUUUUCCUCCUCGUAACACUCGGAAUAACAGCUGGUCCUACCGUUUACAUCGCAGGCUUUGAUCGCACAUCCCAGGUGGCGCUCAUUCUGGGCAUUGUUCAAUUUUGCGCCUCAGUGUCCGCUACUGUGCUCUUUGCUAUCAUGCCCUCCGGUCGGAUGUUUGGUGAUCGCGUAGCAGGCAAGAACAGGAAGUAUCUGGCAUCCCAAACCUUCACCGCUUCUUACCCUAAGCUGGAUGUGAAGGCCCGGACCGCAAGUCUCGGACUGUGGGUCCUCGUUUUCGGCUGCAAGGCAACUGAAUCGUACUUCUUCCUCACUCAAUCCUUCCGGGAACCCGUGCUCGUUCUCGUGGGUAUGAGGGUUCAGCGGUGUUCAGAGAAGUAUUUUGGUGCUGCACUGUGCUCGAAUCAAGCCGCAUUCACACUCACCAUCAUGUUCCUCAUGGACUUGACAUUGUUCUUCCUCGACACAUUCCUGUGGUACGUUAUCUGGUAUACUGUGUUCUCUAUUGGUCGUUCUUUCGCCCUCGGCCUCUCCAUCUGGACACCGUGGAAGGACAUCUACAUGCGAUUGCCAAAGCGAAUAUAUGCCAAGUUGCUCGCGACAGCCGAUAUGGAAGUCAAGUACAAGCCCAAGGUGCUGGUUUCGCAAAUCUGGAAUGCCGUCAUUAUAUCGAUGUACCGCGAGCAUUUGCUCUCUAUCGACCACGUACAGAAGCUUUUAUACCAUCAAGUUCAGUCUGACCAGGAUGGUCGUCGCACACUCCGUGCACCUCCCUUCUUCAUUUCUCAGGGUGACAGGACAUACAAGGGAGAGUUCUUCCCUCCCGGAUCCGAAGCCGAACGUCGCAUCUCGUUCUUCGCACAGUCGCUUACGACGGCUAUUCCUGAGCCUCUUCCUGUGGACGCCAUGCCGACAUUCACCGUCCUAACUCCUCAUUACUCGGAGAAGAUCUUGCUCUCUCUUCGUGAGAUCAUUCGUGAGGAAGAUCAGAACACCAGGGUUACCUUGCUCGAAUAUCUCAAGCAACUGCAUCCGAUUGAAUGGGACAACUUCGUCAAGGAUACCAAGAUCCUCGCGGAAGAGGCAGCUGCUUUCAACGGUACUGCCAGCAAUCCAUUUGGCGUCAACGGAGACGAAAAGUCGAUCACGAACAAGGCGGAUGACUUACCUUUCUAUUGCAUUGGCUUCAAGUCUGCGGCCCCUGAAUUCACUCUUCGGACGCGUAUCUGGGCCUCUCUACGUGCUCAGACGUUAUACCGCACUGUUUCAGGCUUCAUGAACUACUCAAAGGCGAUCAAGCUCCUCUACCGUGUUGAGAAUCCCGAAGUCGUCCAGUUGUUCGGUGGUAAUACCGACAAACUCGAGCGCGAGUUGGAGCGUAUGGCUCGUCGCAAGUUCAAGAUGGUCGUUUCCAUGCAGCGUUACAACAAGUUCACGGCCGAAGAGCUUGCGAACGCGGAAUUUCUCUUGCGUGCAUACCCUGACUUGCAAAUCGCCUACUUGGAUGAAGAGUCCCCUGGCAAAGAGGGCGGGGAGCCUCGUCUAUUUUCUGCUUUGAUUGAUGGGUACUCGGAGAUCAUCCCGGAGACUGGCAAACGUCGCCCCAAGUUCCGCGUCGAGCUACCAGGCAACCCCAUUCUAGGUGACGGGAAGUCUGAUAACCAGAACCACGCAAUCAUCUUCUACCGUGGCGAGUAUCUCCAGCUGAUCGAUGCCAACCAGGACAACUAUCUCGAGGAAUGUCUGAAGAUCCGUAACGUGCUCGGCGAGUUCGAGGAAUACAGUCUGUCCAGCCAAUCACCUUAUGCACACUGGGGUUCCAAGGAGUUCAUUAAACCACCUGUCGCUAUCGUCGGCGCUCGCGAAUACAUCUUUUCCGAGAACAUCGGGAUCUUGGGUGAUGUUGCUGCUGGCAAGGAACAGACAUUUGGGACUCUCGCGGCUAGGGCGCUUUCCUGGAUUGGAGGCAAACUGCAUUAUGGUCAUCCUGAUUUCCUGAACGCUAUAUUCAUGAAUACACGUGGUGGUGUAUCCAAGGCGCAGAAAGGCUUGCACUUGAACGAAGAUAUUUAUGCCGGCAUGAAUGCAUUCGGACGUGGUGGAAGGAUCAAACACACCGAAUAUUACCAGUGUGGCAAGGGCCGUGAUCUCGGCUUUGGCACUAUUCUCAAUUUCCAGACCAAAAUCGGAACGGGUAUGGGUGAACAGAUGCUGUCCAGAGAAUACUACUAUCUCGGUACGCAGCUGCCGAUUGAUAGGUUCCUUACGUUCUACUAUGGACAUCCUGGUUUCCACAUUAACAACAUUCUUGUCAUUGCGUCGGUGCAGAUGUUCAUGGUUGCUCUGGUUUUCCUGGGAACUCUCAACAAGCAGCUGACCGUUUGCCAAACAAACGCAAACGGCGAUGUUCUUGGUGGUCAACCCGGUUGCUACAACCUUAUCCCAACGUUCCUCUGGAUUCAGCACUGCAUCAUCAGUAUCUUCCUCGUCUUCUUCAUCGCCUUCUUUCCGCUGUUCUUACAAGAACUGACCGAGCGUGGUACGGGUCGCGCUCUGCUUCGUCUGGGCAAACACUUCCUGUCGCUUUCCCCGCUGUUCGAAGUGUUCUCCACGCAGAUAUACUGUCACUCAAUUCUGAGCAACUUGACAUUUGGUGGUGCUCGUUACAUCGCUACGGGCCGUGGUUUCGCCACAACGCGGAUCUCCUUCAGCAUUCUCUACUCUCGUUUCGCUGGACCCAGUAUCUACUUAGGGGCACGUGCAUUGCUCAUGCUGCUUUAUGCGACAUUGUCGAUCUGGAUGCCGCACUUGAUAUACUUCUGGCUCUCGAUUCUGGCCCUCUGCAUCGCUCCGUUCUUGUUCAACCCCCAUCAGUUCUCGUUUGCCGAUUUCGUUAUUGACUAUCGCGAGUAUCUGCGUUGGAUGUCUCGGGGUAACUCAAAGCAACACACGAACUCUUGGAUCGGAUACUGCCGGCUCAGUCGUACCAUGAUUACUGGUUACAAAAAGAAACGCUUGGGUCAGCGCUCAGAACCGCUCACCGGUGGUGAUGUACCACGAGCUUCUUGGCGGGCCGUCCUGUUCUCCGAGAUUAUCUUCCCUUGGAUCAUGGCCGUCCUGUUCAUCAUUGCCUAUAUGUUCGUCAAGUCAUUCCCUGAUCCCAAGACUGGCCUAUCCGCAAAUCCGAUUGUUCGUAUUGCGAUAGUGUCGUUAGGCCCAAUUGUCUGGAACAUGGCUGUUCUCAUCGUGCUGUUCCUCGUAUCACUGUUUUUGGGCCCGGUACUUGGUGGUGCCUGCGUCAAGUUUGGGGCAGUAAUGGCUGCCACUGCUCACUUUUUGGCUCUUUUCGGCAUGAUCGGGUUCUUCGAGUUCCUUUGGUUCCUGGAAUCUUGGGACGUAUCACAUGCUGUUCUUGGUCUCCUCGCUGUAAUCUUCAUCGAGCGUGCCAUUCACAAGACCCUCAUCUCUGUCUUCAUCAGCCGUGAGUUCAAGAACGACGAGACGAACAGGGCAUGGUGGACCGGUAAAUGGUAUGGGCGUGGCCUCGGUCACCACAUCAUGUCCCAGCCGGCAAGAGAGUUCAUAGUCAAGAUUGUGGAACUGUCCCUCUGGAGCGGUGACUUCUUGCUUGGUCAUGUUCUGCUCUUCAUGUGCUCCGUUCCUAUGGUGAUUCCGUUCGUGGAUCGUCUGCAUUCCACAAUGCUCUUCUGGCUGCGGCCAUCCAAGCAGAUUCGGGCACCUUUAUACUCCCUCAAGCAGAAGAAGAGCCGCCGGUACAUAGUGAUCAAGUACACGAUUGUGUAUAUCCUCGUACUCGCCACAUUCGUCGCGUUGAUCGCUAUACCCGCUAUUUUCCGCAACAUGCUCAACGUCAAAUGUUCAUUCUGUGAAUCUAUUUAAGGACAUUCUCUGCAUAUGGACAUUACCAUUUAUUUCUCUUUGCUUUUCACUCCCUGCACUCGUUGAAUGAUCCUCAUCCUUUCCUUAAUUUUGCCUCGGAUACACCCAGUACCAUGACUCCGCUGGACAGUGAGAAAAGGCGACCCGUAACUGGAAUGCCUCAAUCAUGCUUGUAUCAAAUAUCAU
Molecule: messenger RNA, 5659 nt
Organism: Dacryopinax primogenitus
Lineage: Eukaryota; Fungi; Basidiomycota; Dacrymycetes; Dacrymycetales; Dacrymycetaceae
Product: 1-3-beta-glucan synthase
Exons: 9
Coding region: 140-5473 (1777 amino acids)
Biological process (GO): fungal-type cell wall polysaccharide biosynthetic process; (1->3)-beta-D-glucan biosynthetic process
Cellular component (GO): plasma membrane; 1,3-beta-D-glucan synthase complex
Molecular function (GO): 1,3-beta-D-glucan synthase activity
Source: RefSeq, a predicted model, not a curated record